Molecule: messenger RNA, 1052 nt
Organism: Mirounga angustirostris (Northern elephant seal)
Lineage: Eukaryota; Metazoa; Chordata; Mammalia; Carnivora; Phocidae
Product: ras-related protein Rab-3B-like
Exons: 1
Coding region: 26-685 (219 amino acids)
Biological process (GO): protein secretion; protein localization to plasma membrane; regulation of exocytosis
Cellular component (GO): plasma membrane; synaptic vesicle; endosome
Molecular function (GO): myosin V binding; GTPase activity; GTP binding
Source: RefSeq, a predicted model, not a curated record
AAUCCUGAGACAACAUUUGGAGCAGAUGGCUUCAGUGACUGAUAGUAAAGCUGGAGUCAAAGAUGCUUCCGACCAGAAUUUUGACUGCAUGUUCAAACUGCUCAUCAUCGGCAACAGCAGCAUUGGCAAAACUUCCUUCCUCUUCCGCUAUGCUGAUGACACCUUUACCCCAGCCUUCGUCAGCACUGUGGGCAUUGACUUCAAGGUGAAUACAGUCUACAGCCAUGAAAAACGAGUGGAGCUGCAGAUCUGGGACACAGCUGGACAAGAAUGGUACCGGACCAUCACCACAGCCUAUUACCGUGGGGCCAUGGACUUCAUUCUGAUGUAUGACAUUACCAGUGAGGAUUCCUUCAAUGCUGUCCAAGAUUGGGCUACUCAGAUCAAGACCUACUCCUGGGACAAUGCACAGGUUAUCCUGGUUGGGCACAAGUGUGACAUGGAGGAAGAGAGGGUUGUUUCCACCGAGAAGGGCUGGCUCCUUGCAGAGCAGCUUGGGUUUGACUUCUUUAAAGCCAGCGCCAAGGAGAACAUCAGUGUGAGGCAGGCCUUCGAGCGGCUGGUAGAUGCCAUUAGUGACAAGAUGUCUGAUUCGCUGGACACGGACCCCUCCAUGUUGGGCACCUCCAAGAACACCCGUCUCUCGGACACCCCACCACUGCUGCAGCGGAACUGCUCGUGUUAGAUUCUGCAUCUCUACUAAAUUAUCCCUGAUUACCUGCCACGACUGGAAGAUCAGCCUGUGCCUGGGAUUGCAUGCAAUAGACAGGCCCAUGAGAUACGAAUACUGUUAAGUGAUGUUUUUGAAGGCCUUCAUCCCUUAUAUGAAGUAGGCAAAACUCAAAUUUAUUCAUUCAUAUUUACUCAUUCAAUAAAUGUCUAGUAUGUGUCAGGAAAAAAAAAGAUAGGAGGGGCCUCAUCAUUCUCUGGUGAUGAAUAAUAGGGAUUCUGAUAUGAAAUUUCCCUUUGGACUUUCAUAGCUGGAGGCUCAGGGUAGAUGAGUAGAGAUUUAGGGUACCAUAAGUGGAAUCUUUGCUGAAAUAAAUCAUUUA